Messenger RNA from Orbicella faveolata, 2068 nucleotides. RefSeq lists its product as uncharacterized. NCBI's taxonomy places the organism in Eukaryota, Metazoa, Cnidaria, Anthozoa, Scleractinia, Merulinidae. The record is from RefSeq and is a predicted model, not a curated record.
GGCGGGAAAACUGGAACAAAAACUAAACAGCAAAUUUUUGGCUUCACCGAGAUCUGAUUCACUUAUUGAGUCUUUCAACAACAAUUGUAUGGCAUUUACGAGUAGAAGGUAAUGCUGAAAGUAGUCUUCAGAAAGAAUACCAUACAAAGCGGGAGCUCCAUAAAACAACAGAAAUGAACGUAGUUCACUCGCUUUCCUGUGUUUUAAGUGUUCAGAUACUGACCUUGGCAUUCUCCUUAUUUCUUAAGUUGGAAGGAUUUCGUUUAGUCGAUCAUCUAAAACUCCAACUAAGUGCCGAAAACUGAAGGGCUCUUUAGAAUAGGUGUCGCCAAACCACAACUUCAAAAGUUUCUGAACGCCUAAUAGAACUCUGUGCAUAUAGUCUAUUCCCAUUCCCACAACAACGUCAAAAUUCUCCAGAAAUAAAAGCCAGGAUGGCCCCUUUACUCCUUUUACUGCAUAUUGUUUCUGGCCAGAUUGAAGGUUCCUCAAUGCUUCAUAAGAGUGCUUUGUAGUAUCCUGUUUAUUUUGCAAUUGGCCCUUUGGAUUAUCCCUUAUAUACUGAAAUAUUUUUGUGUGGCCUUGAAUACCAAUUUUUUUCUGUUCUUCCUUGUUGAAAGCAUUUCCAACAGCCAUAUUCUCCAUUAAACUGCAGGCUGUUACACACCAAACACCUGGCAGGAAGAUCACAACUCCCAGCUAGAAGAACAGCUCUACAUAAAAACUUGCCUCUUUCUGAAGACUCUACUGUAAUACCCUUGUCCAUUAACAGAAAACUAAGUUCUUCAUACAAGGGUUUCAGAAAAGUUGCCAUAGUGGGCUUUUUGUCCCCGAACCAGCGCCCUGCAAAAAUCAUGUUUUCUUUUGCCAUCCUUUUCUCAUACGGUAGUUCAUUGAUCACCAGAAAUAAAGGCCAUAUUGAAACUUUUGAAGAUUUAGAAACUGGUGCUCCAUCCGUAUUAAAAAGGAAGGUGUUACGAUAUGUAAAUUUCUGUAGCUGUAAUUGUCAGCAGACUUUCUGCCGUACAUAUAAAUGAUGUAUUUUGAAUCGUUAGUUUAGUCUUCUACCGUUAGCUGAGCGAAUAAAAGCUUCGAAACAUGGUGUCAGGAUAAAAAAUCGCCGCAUAACUACAAGAUGUCAGGCGACGAGGGAACUAUGGCAACAAAUACAACUAAUACAGCGUCCGUUGGAAGUGCACAGAUGCAGCAAAUGUCUCCUUUGCUGAGUGGAAUACCGAUGCCGAAACCGUUAAAUCUUGACAACUUUGCCGCUAACUGGAAAAAAUUUAAAAGAGCCUGGGAUAAUUACGCCGUAGUUGUGAGACUCCAGCAGUGCAACGAAGAAUAUAAGACUGCAACUUUUCUUUCUGUGAUCGGUGAAGAAGCUCUUGAAAUUUAUGAAGGUAUGACAUUUAACCCACCCGAAAGUUCGAAAGUACUCGACUCUGUUGUUAAAAAAUUUGAGGAAUAUUGCAUCAGACAAACCAAUGAGACCUUCAAGCGGUAUUUAUUUAACUCCAGAUCACAGAAAGAGGAUGAAAGUAUUGAUCACUAUGUAUUGGCACUUAGAACACUUGCGAAGUCGUGUAAUUUUUGUCAGUGUUUACAUGAUUCACUUAUAUGUAAUAGAAUAGUGUUUGGCGUUAAAGAGCCUGCCUUGAGAAAGAAGCUGUUGCAAGAAAGACAACUCACUCUAGAAAAAGCAAUCGACAUCUGCAAAAGCGGAGAAACAACUGCACAGCAUUUAAAGGAUCUCGCCACAGCUACGGAUCUGAAUGAAAUACACGCUUUGAAACAUUGCAACAACAAAAAACAAGAUUACCGGAAGACCCAAGAGAUUCAAAGGGUGCCAACAAAUGCAAGUACUGUGGAGGAAAUCAUGUGCUCAAGAGGGAAAAAUGUCCGGCCGAUGGAAAGACUCGUGGAAAGUGUGGAAAAAGUAAUCACUUCGCUAGAGUGUGUAAGCAGUGUGGACGAAGGAAAAAACCAGUCAACACAGUCUCAGUCUCUUCCAGUGACUCUGGUGAAUCACUGUUUACAAUUCAAUUAACUCCAGAAGUCGACUCAG